This is a messenger RNA of Corticium candelabrum, 969 nucleotides long. RefSeq lists its product as uncharacterized. NCBI's taxonomy places the organism in Eukaryota, Metazoa, Porifera, Homoscleromorpha, Homosclerophorida, Plakinidae. The transcript has 9 exons. Bases 2 to 937 code for a protein of 311 amino acids. The record is from RefSeq and is a predicted model, not a curated record.
AAUGUCUGAGGUUCUGUUUCAAGUUCGUCCUCUUCUUUGGGACCACAUUCUCGGGCAGUUGGAGGAGCAAGAGGUGGCAGAGAUAAAGUGCCUAUUGGGCGAGUCGCUGAUCGAGGACACGUGCGAGUUACAACGAGAAGUGAGGGCAUUGUUGGAGAUAUGGAGAAUGUGUCGUCAACAGACGGAUGAAAAAGAGAGAGAAUGCCGUAUGAAGGAACAAGUCUUACCAGAACCUCCUGCCAUUCGCGAGAGACUCAAGAAGGAAGUGCGAUUUUUUAUUGAAAAUAUUAGAGAGAAGACACUUCAAGAUGGACGAGACUUGAAGGUUGCUCUUGCACAACAUAAUUCAAGGGUUAUUGAUUAUGUGAUGGAGACACAACCAACUAUUGUAAGAGAUGAUCUUUCAAGUCAUUGCUCAACUGCAUCCAGCAGCCGAGAUGGGACAGGCACUCCUCGAAGAGAAACUCCUCAGAGUGACACAGUCUGUUUAGAUUUAGGUGACCAAAUUGGAACCGUAAACAUGGAAUCAACAUUUUCCGACAUUCAUUCUGUUGUCAGUCAUCUGAGAUGCACUAUGGAAGAGCAGACAGUCCAAUUGAGAAGUGAUAUACAGUUUUUACAGGAAAGUAUAGAUGAAGAAAGUCGUUUUCUUGGUGAUUUAUCAAGAGAACAGGACCAGUCACCAACUCUUCAAGAAUUAAGAGAGUGCAGCAGUCAUCUUGAAAAGGAUUUUGUUGGUUACGUAUCAUUUCCCCAACCUCCACGUUCUAAGAGAAACACACACCAACAACACAUUCGACGUCAACACACAGAACCAUUCCAAACAGGACAAGCACACCCACCAUUCACACCCAACAUACCAAAAAGCGGCAACAGUCGACCAAACUCGGCCCAGAAACUCAGACAAAUGAUUUUAGAAACACGCGAGACAGUGUGAUAAUUGAUUUAUUAUUAAUAUCAAAUGCAACA